UCCUGUCUUGUUCCUCAAAAAAAAAUUAUUGUUACCAUUUGUUUUACAUCACUUAUUUCAAUUCCACACAACAAAUUCACAUCAUAAACUCUUCUCUAUUUGCAUAGUCAAUGACCAAACACCAAAACAUCCUUUCUCAUCACAAUUUUUGUGAUACAAUGGCCAUUGAAGAACCUGAGCCUAAUUCCAACUCUGAUCCCAUAUCAGAGUGGCUAGCUAGUACUUUAUCCGAUGUUCCAUCCUUCCUCAAUGAACCUUACAGUUACACCGAUGAUUUAAAUUUCUAUGCGGACUCAUGGUGGGUUCCUGAUCAAGAUGAUCAGAUCGUUAAUCACAACAUCAUCAUCGACAAUACUUGUAACUCAUUCAACAUUAGCUCCCCAGUCAACACAGCUAUUAGCAAUAUCCCUUUGGAGCCCAUCAUUUUGGAUCAUCCACAGCCGGUGGAUCUGUCUAAGAAAAGGAAAAUAUCUGAUCAAAAUCCGAAGACGUCAAAGAAAAAUCAUAACCGUCAGAUUAAUGAGGCAGAAAAUGCUCAUAUUAUAGGUGAUCAAGGAGGAGUGCAAGUAAGAAGACCAAAGAGAGUAACAACAAAAUCAACCGGAAAUAACAGUAACAACAAAGAAGGAAGAUGGGCAGAACAUUUGCUCAACCCUUGUGCUGCUGCAAUCACUGUCGGUAACAUGAACCGUGUGCAACAUCUGCUGUACGUUCUCCAUGAGUUGGCGUCUUUCACAGGUGACGCCAACCACAGGCUAGCUGCUCAUGGACUCCGCGCCUUGACACAUCAUUUGUCUUCCCCUGGCUCAUCAUCAGCAUCCUCUGGAACUAUUGGAGUUACUAAUUUCUCUUCUGCGAAUCAUAAAUUCUUCAGGGACUCAUUGAUCAAUUUCAUCGACAUUAGUCCCUGGUUCCGAAUCCCCAAUAACAUUGCGAAUUCAUCUGUUCUCCAAAUAAUUGGAGAACAGGAUCGGCUAAAGAACCUUCAUAUCCUUGAUAUUGGAGUUUCUCAUGGUUUUCAAUGGCCAACUCUUCUUGAAGAAUUGACUAGGCGGUCAGGUGGACCGCCACCACUGGUUCGCCUGACCGUUAUUACACCCACCACAGAAAACGGAGAAUUGAGAGGCAAUCCAUUUGUGAUCGGGCCACCUGGUUACGAUUUUUCCUCGCAACUACUAGCCUAUGCUAAGGCUAUCAACAUUAAUCUACAGAUCAACAGACUGGACAAUUUUCCUCUUCAAAAUCUCAAUUCCCAAAUCAUAAAUUCUACAUCUGAUGAAACCUUAGUCAUCUGUGCUCAAUUUAGACUGCAUAACUUGAAUCAUACUAUCCCGGAUGAUCGAACAGAUUUGUUGAAGAUAUUGAAGAGUUUGGACCCGAAAGGCUUAGUUCUCAGCGAGAACAACACAGAGUGUAGCUGCAACAGCUGUGGGGACUUUACGACAACGUUCUCAAGGCGAGUGGAGUACUUAUGGAGGUUUUUGGAUUCCACGAGUGUGGCCUACAAAGGGCGGGAGAGCGAAGAAAGGAGGAUGAUGGAAGGAGAAGCAGCAAAGGCGUUGACGAACAUGGGAGAAAUGAAUGAAAGGAAGGAGAAAUGGUGUGAAAGAAUGAGGAGCGUUGGUUUUGUAAAAGAGGUGUUUGGUGAAGAUGCCAUUGACGGAGCUCGGGCUUUGCUGAGGAAGUAUGACAGCAAUUGGGAGAUGAGGGUGGAGGAGAAAGAUGGCUGUGUGGAUCUAUGGUGGAAAGGGCUGCCAAUUUCAUUCUGCUCAUUAUGGAAGAUUUAGCUAUUUUGAGUCAAAUUGUACUUCCUUACUACCACGUUAGACGUGUUUCAUAAGUGUAUUUGUAGAGGC
Messenger RNA from Solanum verrucosum, 1856 nucleotides. RefSeq names its product protein NODULATION SIGNALING PATHWAY 1. NCBI's taxonomy places the organism in Eukaryota, Viridiplantae, Streptophyta, Magnoliopsida, Solanales, Solanaceae. Bases 111 to 1787 code for a protein of 558 amino acids. Gene Ontology annotation, biological process: regulation of DNA-templated transcription. Gene Ontology annotation, cellular component: nucleus. Gene Ontology annotation, molecular function: DNA-binding transcription factor activity; sequence-specific DNA binding. The transcript has a single exon. The record is from RefSeq and is a predicted model, not a curated record.